AUGUCGUCUUGCCUCGUUGCUGUCGUCGCCGGUGUUGGUCGGGGCACCGGCUCUGCCAUUGCACACAAGUUCGCGUCACAGUACCUAGUCGUCUGCCUGGCUCGCAACCUAGAAAGCUACGAGGAGGUUGUUUCGAACAUCAACAAAAGCGGGGGCAAUGCGAUUGGAGUCACGACGGACUUGUCCAGCGCCAAGAGUGUCAAAUCCAGUUUCGAUCGUCUCGAGAUGGAGCUCGGUGGUGACUUUGGGAUUUCUGCAGCUGUCUUCAACGCCAGCACCAGACCUGUUUGCAAGCCUUUUCUCGAGCUGACUGAAGACGAAUACGCUGGCGGCUACGAUAUUCUCGGCCGGGGGGCGUUUCUGUUCGCGCAAGCAACGCUCCCGCGUCUCGUCAAGUUGGUCAAUGUGUCCUCGCAUCCCUCUUCGUUGAUCUUUACGGGUGCGACGGCUUCUAUUAAGAGCUUUGCCGAGUUCGUCUCGUUCUCGAAUGGGAAAUGGGUUCUUCGAUCCCUGGCCCAGAGUUUUGCAAAAGAGUUUGGCCCUCAGGGCGUUCAGGUGGCACAUACGAUCAUUGACGGGGUAAUUGGAAUUCCUACCACAGUGCAAGCGAUGAAGGAAGCUGGAAAGGAUACACAAGAUACCCUGAUAUCACCAGAGGCUAUUGUCGACGCAUACUGGUAUCUGCACACGCAGCCUAAAUCAGCCUUUUCAUGGGAAAUUGAUAUUCGGCCCUUUGGUGAGAAAUGGUAG
Talaromyces rugulosus is the source of this 750-nucleotide messenger RNA. RefSeq lists its product as uncharacterized. NCBI's taxonomy places the organism in Eukaryota, Fungi, Ascomycota, Eurotiomycetes, Eurotiales, Trichocomaceae. The record is from RefSeq and is a predicted model, not a curated record. The transcript has 3 exons. Bases 1 to 750 code for a protein of 249 amino acids.